Messenger RNA from Triticum turgidum subsp. durum (durum wheat), 2451 nucleotides. The record is from the annotation of a GenBank genome assembly. Lineage: Eukaryota; Viridiplantae; Streptophyta; Magnoliopsida; Poales; Poaceae.
AUGGUGAGGCUCCCGUACCUGACCGCGCUCACCACGCUCUUCAGCUACGGCCUCCUCUUCGCCUUCGGCCACUUCCGCGACUUCUUCCGCCGGAUCCUCGACGCCGGCAAAUCCAGCAACCUCAAGGGUUACGCGCCCAUUUGCCUGGGGUACGAGGAUUUCUACACGCGCCGCCUCUACCUCCGCAUCCAGGACUGUUUUGGCCGACCUAUUGCCAGUGCGCCCGAUGCUUGGUUUGAUGUAGUUGAGCGUCACUCAAAUGACGGCAACAAGACACUCCAACGUACCACAAAAACAUCCAAGUGUCUUAACUUGGGUUCCUACAACUACCUUGGUUUUGCUGCAGCAGAUGAGUACUGCACUCCUCGUGUUAUUGAGUCACUCAAGAAAUACUCUGCCAGUACUUGCAGUGCCAGAGUUGAUGGAGGAAAUACUAAGCUGCACACAGAGCUCGAGGAACUAGUUGCACGAUUUGUUGGCAAGCCUGCAGCUAUUCUUUUUGGCAUGGGUUAUGUGACAAACUCUGCGAUCAUUCCUAUUUUGAUUGGGAAGGGGGGGCUGAUAGUUAGUGAUUCACUGAACCAUAUUUCUAUAGUGAAUGGAGCCAGGGGUUCAGGGGCUACUGUCCGGGUUUUUCAACAUAACAACCCUGCACAUCUGGAAGACGUACUGAGGGAGCAGAUUGCAGGGGGGCAACCUCGUACACACAGGCCAUGGAAGAAGAUAAUUGUGAUUGUUGAGGGAAUUUAUAGCAUGGAAGGGGAGUUAUGCAACCUUCCUGAGAUUAUGGCUGUCUGCAAGAAAUACAAGGCCUACACAUAUUUAGACGAGGCACACAGUAUUGGAGCUGUUGGAAAGACUGGAAGAGGUGUAUGUGAACUACUAGGAGUGGAUCCAGCUGAUGUCGACAUCAUGAUGGGAACAUUUACAAAAUCGUUUGGAUCGUGCGGAGGUUAUAUUGCAGCAUCAAAAGAGAUCAUUCAACAUCUCAAGCACGCAUGCCCAGCCCAUAUUUAUGCAACAUCCAUGUCGCCUCCAGCAGUCCAGCAGGUCAUCUCUGCGAUAAAGGUCGUCCUUGGGGAAGAUGGAUCUAACAGAGGGGCCAAGAAACUUGCUCAGAUUCGGGAGAACAGCAAUUUUUUCCGUUCAGAGCUUCAGAAAAUGGGUUUUGAGGUGCUGGGAGAUAAUGACUCACCUGUCAUGCCUAUCAUGCUUUACAAUCCUGCUAAAAUUCCUGCAUUCUCAAGGGAGUGCUUGAGACAAAAUGUUGCUGUUGUGACUGUUGCAUUUCCUGCAACGCCACUACUACUUGCCAGAGCUAGGAUAUGUAUCUCAGCUUCUCAAUCAAGGGAGGAUCUAAUUAAAGGGUUGGAGGUUAUCAGCAAAGUUGGUGAUCUCAUCGGAAUCAAGUACUUCCCCGUUGAGCAAGAGAAGCAACCGCAGGAGCAGCACAUCCACGGCGCCGCCAUGGUCCCAACCACUAGGAAUCACCUGGCGCAGCACCAUGAACCCAGCGGCAAGAACAGCAAACCGCCGCCGUCGUACUACUCCGGAUACUACAUCGCCUCCCAGCUGGAGGCUGCCUCGGCGGCCGCUCACGGCGUCGACGCCCUCAAGCUGCAGCCGUCCAGGCUCCCUCGUCGGCUAGCCAUGGCCGGCGACGACAACGACAACGCCGAGGAGGAGGCGGCGGCCGGCACGAGCUCCCGGGGCGGCGGAGGGGACUACGAGGACGGCGGCAACAAGGACUGGCUCCGGCUUGGUCUCGGUGCCGUGGCGUCGUCCUCGUCGACCACCACGUCCUCCUCCUCCGCUGGAGGCGACAACGACGGCGCCAGGGCUGCUCCGAUGGAGCUGGACCUGCUCGCCGGCGGCGACGGUAGAGAAAGCUCGAGGGUGACGAGCCGGCCGCCGCUGUUCCCGCUGCCCAUCAGGAGCUAUCACCACCAGUACGGCCACGGCUGGUAUCGGCCGACGACGGCGGCGAGCGGGUCCAUGACGCCGGCGCCGCCGUUCUUGCAGUUCGCGCGGCCGCUGAGGAGCUGCUCCGCCGAUCUCUUGAGAGUCGUCAGCCCACCGACAAGAACGGAGGCCGCCGGCUUGUGGCUAACUCUUCAGGCAGCUCCCAACCAAGUUAGAGAGCCCAUUUUGCCUCAGAUACCAAAGAGCUACCUAAGAAUCAGGGAUACCAGCAUGAAGGUGGAAGUGGUGCUGAAGUACUUGGCGGAGAAGCUAGGACUCUCACAAUCUCAUCAGGUGGAGCUGACAUGCCGAGGGCAUCUCCUUCCUCCCUUCUUGCAGAUGAGAUACGUGAGGGACAGCAUCUGGCGCGGCUCACCGGCGCCGAGCCAAGAGGAGGAGGCCGGGCUGCCAUGUCGGCACUCACCGGCCACAACUACCACUGACCAUGUCAUGAUACUCUUUUACAGCAUAAGUGUAGGGAACCACUAG